Elaeis guineensis (African oil palm) is the source of this 1842-nucleotide messenger RNA. Its product is annotated as E3 ubiquitin-protein ligase IPI1. Gene Ontology annotation, molecular function: ubiquitin-protein transferase activity. Lineage: Eukaryota; Viridiplantae; Streptophyta; Magnoliopsida; Arecales; Arecaceae. The record is from RefSeq and is a predicted model, not a curated record.
GAUCGGAUGGGAUGAGGCGACAGCACUCAUCCGCGCCCAAUUGACCACUCGAUAGGGGCAGACACAGACGGCGAGAGAGGGAGAGAUAUCUCGCAAUCCGAAAUAGUGAGGGGACGCAGAUUUUUUUUUUUUGGUCGGAGUUCUAGGGUUUGGAAAGGCGUUGGAUUUGGACCGAAUCGAAGGAGGGAUCCGCUCCGUCUGGGUCGGAUUGGGGUUUCUGAGGGCUGGGGCAUGAGAGGAUGGGCCUGGCGGAUGCGGAUACAAGGGACGCGGGCGAGGAAGGGGCGACGACGAUCGCCUGCUCGAUCUGCCUCGAGACCGUGACGAGUGACGGAGAUCGGUCUACGGCCAGGCUGCAAUGCGGACACCAAUUCCACUUAGAUUGUAUCGGCUCUGCAUUUAAUGCUAAAGGGGUUAUGCAAUGCCCAAAUUGUCGAAAAGUCGAGAAUGGCAAUUGGCUCUAUGCAAGCAGUUCACACCCAUUGCCAGAGUUGAACAUGGGUGACUGGGCACAUGAUGAAGACCUCUAUGAUCUCAGUUAUUCAGAAAUGCCAUUUGGAUUUCAUUGGUGCCCAUUUAGUAGAUUAACACGGGUUUUAUCAUCAUUUGAGGAAGGGGAAUCUUCUCCACCUAUUGCAUUCCAAGAUCUUUUGGGACAUCAUGCCAUCUUUACAGAGCAUCUGGCUACUUCAUCGCCAGCUUAUCCAUGCCCACAUGUGGCUUACCUGCAGCCACUCCGACCUUCAUCUUCCACAAGUUCCCAUGUUUCCUCUGAAAAUCCUAUUGAUGGUCCUGGAUAUUUUCAUCACUGGAGUCAUAUUCCUAGGCCAAUGGAUGUCCAGACUGCCCAUGCAUUAGCUCCCAUUGAUCUUCAAUAUCAUGGUUGGGAACACCAUUCUCGAUCAUAUUCCCCAUCUAACAACAAUAUCAGUGGUGCUGAUCAGGCUUCAGCUUCUACAAUGAUGAGAACUUCAAGGCUUGAUUCUGAUGGUCUACCAAGGGCAGGGACUCUCGUCCCCUUUAUUCUUGGGAAUGGAUCUGCUUCUAGAACGAGAGUGACCAGCUCUUUUGUUCCCUCACUGAUUCCCCCAUAUCAUAGAGUUCGUGGCAUUGGUCAUGAUCAUCAAAAUUCCCAAAGCAUACAUGGCACCAUCUUCACAGGCAUACGGCGAUCAGGAGGCUUGAGGGGUUUGGCUGCCUUAGGGCCAACACCGCACUCUCUGCCAGAUCAUGCUGGCUUUUACCUGCUCCCCUCGGCCAGUCCAUCAGGUCGCAAUCUAAUAGAUGCUGAGAACCCUGCAGGAAACCCUUUCUAUGCAUCAUGGGAAAGGGAGAGAUUUGCUCCAUAUCAGUUAUUUCCUGUUGAAAGGGAAUCAGGUUGGUGGGGAUCUUAUUCACAAUCUACUAGUGCAUCAGAUUCUACUCAUCGGGUUGGUCUGUGGCCCCCAAUGGGAUCCGAGAGGUCAUCAUCACGGGGCUGGUCAGAGAGCUUGUCUUACCAGCCUGCGCAUGUUGCUCGAAUGCAGUCCUUCAUGUGAAGGCCAAAUUCAUGACAUGUUACAGAAGCAAUGUUUAUUUGUAAAAUGAAAUUGACUUUUAUUAUAUGGCUGGGUUGCCUCUUAGAACUGAGACUGAAAACAAUCUUGCGGAAGUAAUCCUGCUGGAAGCUUGUUAAUAGCUUUGUAGGGGCCAUAAUAUAAUUUAUGCUUGGAGACUACUGGGAUGUUUGGGAGACAGACAGAUUUCAAUUACUUCUUUUGAAUCUAUCCCAGUGAAAAAAAUCAGGAAUGUCAUCCUAAAAUCCCUUGUCUAAAAAUAAUAGGGAAGCAUGCUGCUUUUCAA